Messenger RNA from Exaiptasia diaphana, 2302 nucleotides. RefSeq names its product ESF1 homolog. Gene Ontology annotation, molecular function: RNA binding. Gene Ontology annotation, cellular component: nucleus. The transcript has 12 exons. NCBI's taxonomy places the organism in Eukaryota, Metazoa, Cnidaria, Anthozoa, Actiniaria, Aiptasiidae. The record is from RefSeq and is a predicted model, not a curated record. Gene Ontology annotation, biological process: rRNA processing.
GCCUCUGCGGGUACGACUUUCCGAGGUUGGGCUUCCUGUCUAACUCGAUCGCAAUCGAGAGGUUAAAAAAAAUCAACAUGGCGACCAUGUGGUAAAGUUAACUACAUAUUUCGGAAAAUAUUCAAAUGUCUUCGCUAGCUGAAUAACUUUGCUUUUUAAAGAAACCCUCCAUAGAAAAAAAAAAUUUAGGACUUCUUUUUGAGUGAAUCGUCGUUGAAAUCUGUACGUGAAAAUGGCAGACAGACGGUUUGCACGUGUUGCAAAUGACCCUCGGUUCAAGAGAGUUCCUCGAAAACACAGAAAAGUAAAGAUUGACUCGAGAUUUCAGCGAAUGUUCACUGACAAAAAGUUUACUACAAAAUAUAAAAAAAACAAAAGGGGUGCAGCAUUGGGCAAAACAACAAAAGAAGACUUACAUCAAAAAAAUGAUCUUUCUGAUGAGGAAGUCAACAAUGAAUUUCCAGAGCAAAAACAAAAAAAACAGGUGGAUUGUGAUAUCAAAUUUACUGGAAAAGAGCCAGAGAAAACCAGCGCCAGUAUCAAGAAAAAAAAGAUAAAAGGAAAAAAGUUAAAAAAGAAAACUGAAAGCAAAGAGCUAAAAAAAAAUCCUCAAUCAGAUGAAGAAAAUGAUCUGCACGAUACUGAAAAUAAUAAUGCUAUGGAUUUAGCUAGGGGUGAAGGAAAUAUAGAAUCAUCAUCAGAUAGUGAUAGUGAUGAUGAUAACCCUUCCUCUUCUCAAAUCAUUCAAAAUGAACAACAAAAUACAACAGAGAAAAGUAAAGAUUUAGAAGACUCUGAUGCUGAUAGUGAUAUUAGUGAUCAAGAGAAUACGAUUGAUCAUCAGUGGGCUGAGCUGGACAGUAAUGUCAAAACAAACAGUAACACAUCUAGGCGACUGGCUGUUUGUAACUUGGAUUGGGAUAGAAUACAGGCCAAUGACCUAUUUGUUUUGUUCAGUUCAUUGAAGACCAAAGGAAUUGUUAAAUCAGUGAAGAUAUAUCCCUCAGAAUAUGGCUUGAAGAGAUUACAAAAUGAAGAAUGUUAUGGUCCAGAGGAAAUUGUAGAGAAAAAAAUCGCCCAAGAUUGUGAUAACAAUAUUGAGGGAUCAAAAUUUUCAAGAGAAAAACUCCGUCAGUAUCAGAUAAAUAGAUUGAAGUAUUACUAUGCUGUGGUGGAUUGCGAUUCUAAAAAAAAGCAGUUUUAUAAGUUUAAAUUCAUCGAAAUAGUGUGCCAUCACUAUUUUCCAUUCAUUUCAGAGACUGCUAAUGAUAUUUACAAUGAAUACGAUGGAGUAGAGUUUGAACUGAGUGGUAAUUUACUUGAUUUGCGGUUCAUUCCUGAUGACAUGAUUAAAAAAAAUGAUCCUACAUCAGUUGCUACUGAAGUGCCAAGUCAAGCAUUGUAUCAACCUCCAGAGUUUGAGACAACUGCAUUACAUCAAACUAAUGUAAAGCUAACAUGAAAAAAAACAGAUAGUCAGAGACUCAAGACAACAAUGAGAGCAUUCAAUAAAGAUAAAAAAAAAAACAUGGACUUUGAAGCAUAUCUUGCUUCCUCAUCUGACGAGAAUGAAAAAAAAGAUGAAAAUGAUAAUAAUGAUGGUUAUGAUGACGAAGAUGAGAGUAUAAAAAAAUACAAGAAACUUGUCCAGGAGAUCGACACCAAAAACAAUCAAGAUAAAAAAAAUAAUGAAAUGGAGAUAACAUGGGAACCWGGUCUUAAGGAGUCAGCAGAAAAAAAUGUCAAAAAGAAAAAAACCGAAAAGGAAAUAAACAAGGCAACACCAUGGGAAAAAUACUUAAACAAAAAGAAAGAAAAAAGGAAAGAAAAACGUGCAAAGGAUAGGAAGCAAAAACGAGACAGGGUGGAAGGAUCAGAUGAAGACGAUGUUCCAGAAGGGGUAGAUAUGUCAGAUCCGUUUUUUAAUCAAGACUUUGGGCCCGACUUUAUUAAACAAAAAAGGACGGAUAAAAAAAUCAAACGUGUUAAAGAAACAGAAGAAGAUAAGAAACAAAAGGAUGAACUAGAACUGCUUCUCAUAAAAAAAGACGACGAUCGACAACAUUUUAGUUUAAAGGGUAUAAUUGAAAAUGAGAAAAAAAAGAAGAAAAGAAAGAAAAAACGCAAGGAAGAACCAAGAAAAGAAGAUAAAAAAAAUGUAAAUGUAGAUGACCCUCGAUUUUCUGCGUUAUACUCGUCACAUCUAAAAAAAAUCGAUCCUACAGAUCCACAAUACAAGUACGUUGAACUAAUAAUUAUGAAAAAAAUAAGACGCAAGUACGUUGAGCUAAUAAUUAUGUAA